This is a messenger RNA of Triticum urartu, 868 nucleotides long. The record is from RefSeq and is a predicted model, not a curated record. NCBI's taxonomy places the organism in Eukaryota, Viridiplantae, Streptophyta, Magnoliopsida, Poales, Poaceae.
CGCCGAAACGUGAUUCUCCAUGGAAACGUGAUUCACAAGGCAAGGUAACUCUACCUGAAAGAGAUAACCAUCUCCAAUGUGAAUCUUAUAAUGUCCUUAAACAAUCAAAUGAUGAUGUGCAGGAGCCACGAACUACCAUGCAGGAGCCGCAACAAACCAAAUCGAAAGAGGGUUGUGGCAGUGCAGCUUUACCACAUGAACAUGUGAUCACUAAGAAUGCCCAUGCUGAAAAUAAUCUUGCUGUGCAGCAAGGUGGUCCUGAACUAAGUUUACGACUUCACCAAGUUACUAAGCAGAAUGCUCAUGCUCAAAAUAGUAAUGCAACCAAGCCAUGUGGUCAUCACCAAGUCACUAAGCAGGAUAAAGUUGAAGUCGUGUUGUAUUCAAUGAACCCGAGAAACAAAGACAAACUCGUGGCCACAGGAACUUUAGCGAGUAAAGAGAAAACGUAUGUGGUUGGAGGAAACAUGCUUGGAGUGCAAUAUGUUGCAGUUCAUGUUCGCGGUUGUACAUAUCUAGGAGAUGAGAAACUAGUCAGACCAUAUGAAAAAUUCCAAACAGUAAGGGAUGCCGUGGGUUCUGUUAUUGCUUGGCCUCGCUCACAUGUAAAAAUAGUUAGGCCAACUCCUCCAGCACAACCACAAAGCAUUGGGCGGUGAGGAUUUGAAAAGUGAGUGCAUUAAAGGAGCUAGGAGUGGCUGGGUAGUUGACGAUUUGAAAAGGGAGUGCACUAGAGUCAGGAGCAGUUGGCGAAUCUAUCUUUGAAUGAACAAAUAUUCUGGAUUAUGUAUAGAUGUUAGCUUCAUAGAGAAAAAUAGUUCUAGUCUAUAGGAUCUUUUCUUAUUUAUUUUCAUGAUCGCAUGUUUCA